GCUUGCCUUUGAUUUCUUCUCCCUCUCUUCAUCCCUCUUUUCCUCUCGGCAUUGGAACCAGGCACUGCUUUUGGCAAAGCGUGGUCCAGCGAUAGGGGUCGUGUUCUUAACCGCCCCUCUCUUAGCUCGAGCGGUAUUUCGGUCAGUUCCUGCGGCCGUCGCAGACGAGCUGCAUCAUGGCACAACUCGAUACUCUUGAUGUCGUUGUCCUCGCGGUGCUCUUGGCGGGUAGCAUUGCCUACUUCACCAAGGGCACCUUCUGGGCUGUCGCUAAAGAUCCCUAUGCGUCUUCCGGACCGGCCAUGAACGGCGUGGCCAAGGCUGGCAAGUCUCGCAACAUAAUUGAGAAAAUGGACGAAACUGGCAAAAACUGUGUUAUCUUUUACGGAUCCCAAACUGGAACGGCAGAGGACUAUGCCUCGAGAUUGGCAAAGGAAGGAUCUCAGCGAUUCGGCCUCAAGACAAUGGUGGCCGACAUCGAAGAGUACGACUACGAGAAUCUGGACCAGUUUCCCGAAGACAAGGUUGCGUUUUUUGUUCUGGCUACUUAUGGAGAGGGUGAGCCUACCGAUAACGCUGUCGAAUUCUAUCAGUUCAUCACUGGCGACGACGUGAGUUUCGAGGGUGGUGGCUCCGCUGAGGAUAAGCCGCUGUCCUCCCUCAAGUAUGUCGCUUUCGGUCUGGGUAAUAACACGUAUGAGCACUACAACGCCAUGGUUCGCCAAGUGGACGCUGCCUUGACUAAACUCGGUGCGCAACGAAUUGGCUCCGCUGGAGAGGGUGAUGAUGGCGCUGGUACAAUGGAAGAAGACUUCUUGGCAUGGAAGGAACCUAUGUGGGCUGCGCUUUCUGAGGCUAUGAACUUGCAGGAGCGCGAGGCCUCUUAUGAACCGGUUUUCUGUGUUACGGAAGACGAAUCAUUGACCCCAGAGGACAACUCCGUUUACCUCGGUGAGCCUACCAAGGGACAUCUUGAAGGCCAACCAAACGGUCCUUACUCUGCGCACAACCCCUACAUCGCACCCAUUGUUGAAUCUCGUGAGCUGUUCACCGUCAAAGACCGCAACUGCUUGCACAUGGAAAUUAGCAUCGCUGGAACCAACCUCACUUAUCAAACUGGAGACCAUAUUGCCAUUUGGCCCACCAACGCAGGCGCAGAGGUGGAUCGGUUCCUGAAUGUCUUUGGUCUUGAGGAGAAGCGUCACUCGGUCAUCAAUAUUAAGGGAAUCGAUGUUACCGCCAAAGUUCCUAUCCCUACGCCUACCACCUAUGAUGCCGCCGUCCGUUACUACAUGGAAGUCUGUGCUCCUGUUUCUCGUCAGUUCGUCUCGACUCUGGCUGCUUUUGCCCCCGAUGAGGAGACUAAGACGGAAAUUGUACGCCUGGGUAGCGAUAAGGAUUACUUCCAUGAAAAGAUCACCAAUCAGUGUUUCAACAUCGCUCAGGCUCUGCAGAGCAUCACCUCUAAGCCUUUCUCCAAUGUCCCGUUCUCCCUGCUCAUUGAGGGUUUGAACAAGAUCCAGCCUCGUUAUUACUCGAUCUCCUCGUCUUCUCUCGUCCAAAAGGACAAGAUUAGCAUCACCGCAGUUGUGGAGUCUACCCGCUUGCCCGGGGCUACCCAUAUUGUUAAAGGCGUGACUACGAACUAUCUCCUUGCACUGAAGCAGAAGCAAAACGGUGACCCUUCGCCUGACCCUCAUGGCCAGACGUAUGCGAUUAACGGCCCGCGCAACAAGUACGAUGGUAUUCAUGUUCCCGUUCAUGUCAGACAUUCCAACUUCAAGCUGCCUUCUGAUCCUUCGCGUCCUAUCAUCAUGAUUGGUCCCGGUACUGGCGUCGCUCCUUUCCGUGGUUUCAUUCAAGAACGAGCUGCUCUGGCUGCCCGUGGUGAGAAGGUUGGUCCAACUGUCUUGUUCUUUGGCUGCCGCAAGCGCGACGAAGAUUUCCUAUACAAGGAUGAAUGGAAGGUUUUCCAGGACCAACUUGGUGACAGCCUGAAGAUUAUCACUGCCUUCUCCCGCGAAUCGGAGAAGAAGGUUUACGUCCAGCACCGGCUUAAGGAACAUGCCGAGCUUGUCAGUGAUCUGCUCAAGCAAAAGGCGACAUUCUAUGUUUGCGGUGACGCUGCGAACAUGGCUCGCGAGGUUAACCUUGUGCUAGGUCAAAUUAUCGCGGCUCAGCGUGGUCUGCCCGCCGAGAAGGGAGAGGAGAUGGUGAAGCAUAUGCGUAGCAGUGGCAGCUACCAGGAGGAUGUCUGGUCAUGAUUCGCCUCUCCUUCCACCAUUCACUCGUCAUGACUAUGUUAAAUUCUGUUUUCAGCCUGACUGAUUUUUGCACAUAUACUCCCGUUUUUUUUGG
Messenger RNA from Aspergillus nidulans FGSC A4, 2358 nucleotides. RefSeq names its product NADPH--hemoprotein reductase cprA (gene cprA). Bases 177 to 2264 code for a protein of 695 amino acids. Gene Ontology annotation, molecular function: NADPH dehydrogenase activity; oxidoreductase activity; flavin adenine dinucleotide binding. Gene Ontology annotation, biological process: ergosterol biosynthetic process. The record is from RefSeq and is a predicted model, not a curated record. Gene Ontology annotation, cellular component: cytoplasm; endoplasmic reticulum membrane; mitochondrion. The transcript is spliced from 2 exons. NCBI's taxonomy places the organism in Eukaryota, Fungi, Ascomycota, Eurotiomycetes, Eurotiales, Aspergillaceae.